AUGACAUUUAGGCUGCCAACUGCUGAUAUUACGGCACUCCCAGAUCACUACUACCUAGAUGUUAGUAAAGAUUUCUCUGUUGAAAGCAGCUAUAACGCUUGGGUCCAAGUGUUAGAUCCUCCAGACUUUGUGACCGAAGCGACAUUUGGAUAUACCAGUGUUAAAUUAAGUGACAAUAGUGUUCUAAUGAACGGUGGAACAGGAUUAAACAAUGGAAAAAGUUACAUGAAAAAUCAAACAGUUAUUUAUCACGCCGAUACAAAUCAAUGGGAAGCUAUUCAAAAUGUGUCUUCUUUCUCUCAAACUUACUACGGAUCAGGUGCUCUUGUACAAAAUAGCAGUGUUGUAUUUUGGGGUGGCGGAGCUGCAAUCGGAUCACUGGUUCAAACAUUUGAUGGUGUGGCCAAGCUUUCACUUGCUCAGCAGAGUUAUAAAUGGAGUAUGGAGGCCAACUCAGUAGCGCCUGGAUAUCCUCGUUACGGACAUACUGCCACGCUGGAUAGAACAGGAAAACUGAUUUAUUACUUUGGCGGCAGAGACAUUGUCCGAGAUCCUAUAUCCGCAGCCUACACUCGUCCCUAUUCAACGUUUUCAAAUAUUUUAGUAUAUAAUACUGAUACAGCUGUUUGGCAAUCAAAAACAGCCUCUAGCACAAUAACACCAUCUGGUAGAAUGUCUCAUACUGCUAACUUGAUUCCUAACACGGACAUCAUAAUUAUUUAUGGAGGAGCCGGACCCGAUAGCAUAGGAAAUCGUAUUCCAAUUACAGAUUAUAUUUAUACUUACAAUAUGGCAACAAACGUAAUUCAGCCUGUAAGUAUUGAAGCAUCUAAUCUGGGCGCAGGAGCAAGAUUUGGGCAUUCUGCCGUUAUCAAGAACAAUUUGCUGUUUAUUAUUUUUGGCAUUGAUACAACAUUACUGGCUACGUCCGAUUUUCAUAUUUUGGAUCUGAAAUCAUUCACUUGGCAGAAGAAUUAUUAUGCUACGGGGAUUGUACCUAGCACGACAAAUUUAACUGAAUCUGGUACUUCCACUAGCAUUCCAUCAACUAAGGCUACGGGAGAUUCUUCUUCAGAGUCUCAGGCUGCCGUAUCCGAAACACAAGGGUUGUCCCACGGCGCAGUUGCUGGCAUUUGCGUUGGGAUAUUUGCUAUAAUUUUUGUAGGAUUAUUUUGGUUGUUUUUGAGACACCGAAAGAGGCAAAAGAAGUUGGCCGAAGAACAGUUCCCGCCUUACUGGGAUGUGACAUCAAUAAACAAAAAUCAAGAGAUUCUUGAAGCGGAAGCCCCCAUCACUUCAACAGGACCUGUUGAUAUCACAAGAUUACCAGGCUUCACUACCUGUCGCACUGGACUUCCGACAAAUAUCACUAACGACAAUGAUGUGAAUCCUCCUCCGUCACAACCUCAAGUACUGUUAUCUUCCAGCACCAUAAAGACACCAGUACAAUCUUCAUCCGUUGAUACAUACAUCACUGAACAUGACACGAAAAAGGUUCUUCCCCCUGAUAUCGACAACGAGCUCGUUACUCCUUCUAUUCCAACGGAGUUUGUCAAACCUGAUACUACUGAAAAGAAAAACUGA
Molecule: messenger RNA, 1584 nt
Organism: Mucor mucedo
Lineage: Eukaryota; Fungi; Mucoromycota; Mucoromycetes; Mucorales; Mucoraceae
Exons: 9
Coding region: 1-1584 (527 amino acids)
Molecular function (GO): protein binding
Source: RefSeq, a predicted model, not a curated record